AUGUGUAAGUCUCGCCGGAGAUGGUUUCCGUCACCGGAAGAUCAUGAAAACUAUAGGUGUUCAAUGGACCAAGAUGAUAUCGUGAAUACCUUGAUCACCACGAUUGGUGGUUUCAUCCAAGACCGUUUGCUUGAUCAGAGACAGAGAGCUCUGCAGAAGGAACAAUGUGGUGAGAGAUUAGCAGCAGAAGAUGAGAGCAGUAAAAAGGGUACGGAAGUUAGAUACUCUGAUCAAGCGGUUUUGGCUAACUUGGAUUGGGGGAUGGAUGCUCUUGAAGAAGCUAUUAAUACAUCAAAUACCGAAACUAAAAUGGCAAGACUUGAUCAUGCAGAAAAAAUGUUGCAAGUGUGUGCUAUGUUGAACUCUAGUGAUAGAACCGCAGGGGUACCUAAUUUUUAUCUAUCCGCUUGGGCUCAUCUUAACCUUGCUUAUUUAUGGAAGUUAAGAAACAAUGUCACAAAUGCAGUUCUUCAUGUUCUUGAGAUGUUUUCUGUUGACCCGUUUUUUUCAAGGAUUGAUUUUGCUCCCGAGAUUUGGAAAACAUUGUUUCUACCUCAUAUGAGUUCUAUUGUUGGGUGGUAUUCAGAGGAAAGACAUAGGAUUCUGAUGAACAUGAUUCCGGAUUCAUCUGAUUUGUCGUUCACUGCUGAUUUUGAUCAGUAUUUUAACGAAUCAUUGGUGUUUUCCAUGAGGCCAGAUCAGGCGGAGAAAUUGCAGAACUUGGAGAAACAUUACGGGCAAUUAUUAGAUGAUAAUACUAGAAAUUACGCGAAUUAUUUUAAAGAGUGUAUGAACCAUGAUCCGACCAGUAGCAAGAAGGCGAUUCCUAUGUUUCCCAUUGCUGAGCCUCCUAUGACGCCAUUACAUGAGGUGAGUCGGAAAAUUCCAGAUUAUGUGAGAUUCGGUCCCAUCUUGCCUAAAAGUGCAGGGUUCUCUCCAGUGCAAAAGGCUAAAAACAAUGCAAGGGAAGCAUCCAGUUUUAGUGCGACUCACACUGCCUCUGAGGACCUAGAUGAUUCCGUCGCAUGGGAUUUUCAUGAGGGAAUCCCAGAGGAAAAUGAGGAAUCUGAUUAUGAACCCCAUGAUGAUAGCGUUCAUAACAUAGUAUCACUUCCAACUGCUAAAAUCGAGCCUAACAGACACACAUUGAAGGAGAAGGCUCCACGGUCUCCUCAAAUGGUUUCUCCUGUAAGAUUGGCUAAAUCCUCCCCAAAAGUUCCGUCUCCAAAACAAGAUGGAAAUAAUAAUAAUAAUAAGGCGUCAUCUACAUUGAGCCAACGGACCACUCGGGCAAUGGAUUAUAAAGCCAAUACUUCUUUGCCUACUUCACCAUCAAUGCACCAUGAUCUUAGUACUUGCUCAGCAGACUCGGAUAAUGAAUCUAGAGAGGAGCAGCAGAAAAGUGCAAAGAAAGUGGGUCAUGGAAGAAGUUCAAGCAAUGCAAACGCGAAAAACCAAGCAUCAGAGAGGAGUUUAAUCGGAGAAUAUGAUAGCAGAAGUCCAAACUUUGGUUCUCCUCAAUCUUCGGAAAGAUCCUCACAAUCAAGGCCACCAAAAGAUUUUGUCUGCCCCAUCACUAGCCAUGUUUUUUGUGAUCCAGUGACUCUAGAAACCGGUCAAACAUAUGAAAGAAAAGCCAUUGAAGAAUGGAUGAAACGGGGAAACACAACAUGUCCCAUCACAAGACAACCUCUUUCUGCAAAUUCACUCCCCAAAACAAAUUAUGUUUUAAAAAGACUCAUCGCCUCAUGGAAGGAACAACAUGCAGAUAUUGCUCAAGAUUUAUCAUAUCCUGAAACACCGACGAGCUCCCAUGGAAGCCCAUCUUCAAGACAAAUCCAAUCUAGAACCUCAAAUCUACAUGAUCAUAAUGUCAACCAUUAUACGCCACAAAGAUUUAUGCAAGCUACAGUAGCCACAUCACCAACGAGUGUGAUAUCUCAAGCUGCUAUUGAAGCGAUUAUUAGUGGCUUACAACCUCCUGUUACAUGCUUAAGUAAUUCAGAAGAUUUGAAAGAAUGUGAAGCAGCGGUUUUGACAAUUUCAAAGAUGUGGAAGGAUUCAAAUGGUGAUCCAACAGUACAUGCUUGUUUAUCAACCUCAACAAUAGUAAAUGGAUUCAUCGAUGUACUAUCAGCUUCUUUAAGUAGGGAAGUUCUUAGAACGACGGUUUACAUUCUGUCUGAGUUACUAGUAGCGGAUGACAGACUCCGAGAGAUUUUAACAAAUGUUGAUCUUGAAUGCCUAGCUGCUUUACUGAAAAACGGUCUUUUUGAGGCUGCUGUUCUUAUAUACCUAUUGAAACCAACAUUCUUCCAACUGUCUGAAUUUGACUUGGUACCAUAUCUAAUUCAAAAUUUAAGUAGAAAAUAUGAAGAUACAAAAAAGGAUUUUGAGUUGGUGAUGGAUCCCAAGGAUGCUGCUAUAGAGUUAGUAGCUCAGGUUUUAAUGGAAGGAGAUGAGGAUAGCAGGACUUCUAAUGCUUUGAGCAUUAUGUCGGUCAAUGCAGUUCCUUCAUUAGUCAUGUGUUUAGACAGAGUAGAUACACGACUGUCGGUUAUGUAUAUCUUAUUAUGCUGCAUCCAUGCAGAUAGAAGUUGUAGGAACAUUAUAGCAACUAGAAUUGAUUUUGGCCCUGUUUUUGAACUAUUUCAUGCUGGAGACGAAUAUGUGAGAGGCACAUGCAUUGAGUUUCUGUGGGAGUUGGUUCAGCUGAACAGGAGAACAUUAUGCAAUCAAAUCUUGCAAAUAAUAAAAGAUGAGGGUGCCUUUAGCACAAUGCACACCCUUCUUGUCUAUCUUCAAAAUGCACCGAUGGAGCAGCAACCUGUCAUUGCAUCCCUUGUACUUCAACUUGAUCUCCUGGUUGAACCUCGGAAAAUGAGUAUAUAUCGAGAAGAGGCAAUUGAGACACUUAUUGAAUCACUCAAGAAAAAGGAUUUCCCAAAUUCACAACUUAUGGCUCUGGAUGCCUUGUCAUCUCUAUCUGGGCACCUUAGUACAUCAGGGAAGUCUCUUACUGAAGCCUGGUUGCUCAAGCUGGCAGGAUUUGAUCAACCUUAUGAAGAUUUCAUGACCAAAGAAAAUAUGGAAAUGAGUGAAAAAGAACUUACAGAGAAAAUGGAUAACAAGGAAGAGGUAGCUGCAGAUUCUUGGGGAAAACGGAUAGCUUAUGUGCUUUGCAACCAUGAGAAGGGUCAUAUUUUCAAUGCUUUAGAAGAAUGUCUUAAGAGGAACUCCAUAGAUAUGACAAAGAAGUGUCUUGCCACUGCCACAUGGCUCAUAUACAUGCUUUACAAUUUGCCCGACACAGGUGUUAGAGAAGUUGCUCGUAAGGCUUUGCUUGAUCAGUUCAUAUACAUUCUACAAUCAUCAAAGAAUCUUGAGCAAAAGAUACUGGCGACUGUUGCUCUCAGAAGCUUCAUCAGUGAUCCAGGUGCUCUUCUUGAACUUGGUGGCUAUGCUAAAUGCAUAUACAAAACCUUGAAAAAGCUUAAGAGGAGCUCUGUGGUUGUCAAUGACAUAAUGAAAACUUUGAUGAAUUUGCCAUCUGUCAAUGCGGCAGAUAUGUGGAAUUCUUCAGAAGGAUUUGAGUUAGAUACAUCAAUGAAUGGGGAGGUUCUAUCUUUGCUUAGCGUAAAAGGUCGACUGAUUAGCAGUCAUUCUGAUGGAACCAUUAAGAUAUGGGAUACGAGUAAAAAGACAUUGCGAUUGAUCCAGGAGGUUCGUGAACAUGCAAAGGCAGUUACUUGUCUAUAUGUUUCACCUUCAAGCGAUAAGCUUUAUAGUGGGUCCUUGGACAAAACUAUUCGGAUAUGGGUUAUCAAACCGGAAGAAAUUCACUGUAUUCAAGUGCAUGAUGUUAAAGAGGCAGUCCUGGGGUUGACAGCUGACACAAAUUAUGCAUAUUUUUUCUCUCAAGGUGCUGGAAUUAAGGUUUAUGGAUGGUCUGGAGUAGUCAAGAACAUCAACAUCAAGCAAACCAUUAAAAGCAUUGCCCUGAUUGGAAAUAAGCUAUAUUGCGGAUGCAGUGGUUUCAGCAUACAGGAAGUCGAUUUGCGAAAAUAUACAUCGACGACAUUUUACUCAGGAGCAAGAAAAUUGUUGGGUAAACAAUCAAUAAAUUCGAUAUAUAUUCAAGACAAUAUUUUAUAUGUAGGUGGUACAUCUAUAGAUGGAACAUCAGGAAAGGUAAUAAUAACGAAUCUUUAUAUCAUUAUCAAGUUUCUAGCUACCAUAAGUGGUGACAAAUUGAUUUGGUUCCAUUAA
Erigeron canadensis is the source of this 4269-nucleotide messenger RNA. Its product is annotated as putative E3 ubiquitin-protein ligase LIN-1. NCBI's taxonomy places the organism in Eukaryota, Viridiplantae, Streptophyta, Magnoliopsida, Asterales, Asteraceae. Gene Ontology annotation, biological process: protein ubiquitination. Gene Ontology annotation, molecular function: protein binding; ubiquitin-protein transferase activity. The transcript has 15 exons. The coding region runs from base 1 to 4269 and encodes 1422 amino acids. The record is from RefSeq and is a predicted model, not a curated record.